Molecule: messenger RNA, 951 nt
Organism: Desarmillaria tabescens
Lineage: Eukaryota; Fungi; Basidiomycota; Agaricomycetes; Agaricales; Physalacriaceae
Exons: 4
Coding region: 1-951 (316 amino acids)
Source: RefSeq, a predicted model, not a curated record
AUGCCAACUGAGCUAGUAGACUCACAGAGAUCUGCCUCAAUGCAGACUUCCGAGCUUCGACAAAAGAGAACAUGUGAAGUGCCUGACAAGGGCGUGGGUAGCCUUCCCACAGAAGAAAUGAUUAAGCUAAUUCGGGAUGCUACCAAUUCCCCGUCAGUCCUGAUUCGGUUUCUGGAGCGCGACACACUCAGAUCACCCUCUUCCCAUCUAUACAGCAAACCCCCAAAGGGCCACCGUAAACAUCCUUCGGGUACGGAUUUAAGCGCCGUCGGCUACGGCGACCGAGAACGUAUAACUGCACAUCUCGGGUUCAUCCUUCAGGCUACAGCUGAUUGCCUAAAGCAUGAAACCUGCAGGGCAGACGAAGCGGUAGCGCGGGCCGAAUAUGCCGAGGUGCUGGCUAAAGAAUGGUUUGCAAAAACCGGCUUCAGCGGAGAAGGGUCGAAGCGAAGCGGAUACGAGUGCAAUAGAGUCACAAAGCGACGCUGCAAGGUGCACAUUGCUCAAUUGGAGAAACGGUGUGCUGAGGCCGAGCGCUCUGCUUCGAAGGCGAGGUCUGAAGCGCGUGAAUUGAAGACGGCGCUUAGCAGCCUUGAAGCUAGAAGAAAAGGCUGGGAAGAAGGAGUGAAGAUCGGUAUGAUGAAAAGACUAGGUGAAGAACAAAACAAGCUUUGGAGUGCUGGGUAUGCGGAGGGCUUUAAAGAAGCAAAGGCUUCGGCAAUGAAAGAGGGUAUUCGGAUCGGUAGACGUGAAGGUCUGCACGAAGGUCGUGAACAAGGACGCAACGAAGAACGCAGGAGCGCGCUUGAGGCAUUUGAUAAAUUCCUGGCAGAAGAGAUGAACGGAUAUGGCCACUGGGAUGAUUGGACUCGAAGAUGGGCCGCAUCUGUCUAUCAUCCGGAUACUAGCACAAGCCUAUCUUCGCGUCACUCUCUAUUGAGUGAUGAGUAA